GACAGAUUGCACAAGGAAGGCGACGGCCGCACCCACGUUGGCGAGUUAGGUUCACAAACACAAAUCUCCUCUUCACAAACCGACCCACAAAUAGUAAACAUUUUGUCGUCGCUAAACUUAAAUGUUUUUGUUGGGAUUCCGUUUAGUUACCCAGGUCAUUUUAUGCUACAUCCAUUUAAUCUGACGCAAGCAUUUCUCGUGACGCUCGGCUGAUUGACAAGUGUUUACAAAGUCAGGAUUGUCAACAGAGGAUGGCUUCUCGGGGGAAAUCAGAAACCGGCAAGCUGAGACAGAAUAUGGAGGAACAGCUUGACAGACUGAUGCAGCAGCUUCAGGACCUGGAGGAAUGCAGGGAAGAACUCGAUAAGGAAGAGUACGAUGAAACGAAGAAGGAAACUUUGGAACAGCUGGGCGAAUUUAAUGACUCCCUGAAGAAGAUCAUGUCUGGAGACAUGACAUUGGUGGAUGAACUCAGUGGAAUGCAGCUGGCUAUCCAGGCAGCCAUCAGCCAGGCAUUUAAGACCCCAGAGGUGAUCCGACUCUUUGCUAAGAAGCAGCCGGGACAGCUGAGAACCAGAUUAGCAGAGAUGGACCGAGAUGUGAUGGUGGGGAAGCUGUCCCGAGACGUGCACACGCAGCAGAAAAUGGAAAUCCUCAUGGCCCUGAAGAAGCUUGGAGAGAAGCUCACUCCAGAGGAGGAGAGUUUUCUUACUGAAAAUGCCACAGCUACACUGAGCCAGUUUGAAAAAGUGACUGCAAACUUAGGAUCUGAAGACAAAAUUCUGGCCUUAGCAAGCUCCGGCGUAAAAACCAAAGUCUAACUCGUCUAGAGGAUGUUCAUUUGAAGUCACCGUCUCUCUUCGUAAAAAUAGAGAAAUGUGCCUGUUGAUCACAUACUUUGUAAAUAACCAGUGCACUUUUAGGUGUUCCCGUAGUUGUAAAGCUUUUUAACAGUAUUGUUUUAUAUGUCAACUUUUGUAUGCCUCUUUUAAUUGCCAAAUUGUAAGUGCAGUAGGUACGAACACAUGAUCAGAAUAAUGUGAAAAAGAGAGACGGGAGUAUUGUGAUUUGUUCUGUAUGGGACUUCUAUCUGCCCUAAAACCUGAAAAAUGAACGGUGCUGUUUUUAAGUGCUGUGUGAGAGAUGAUUGCUUUUUGUAGUUUUACACGAAACUGCCCUAACUUGAGGGGAGUAAGCAAAAUAAGAGAACCACAACGUGACCCUUUUGCUUUUGGUACAUCAGUUUACAGUCUUGUGUGAAAAGAGCUGGUGGUGUUUGUAGUUCACAGUCUGCAUUGCUCUGACUUCAGCCCAUCAAAUCCUGCAACUCGCAGAGAAUCAAACCUGUAUGGAAAAUUCAAAGCAAACGCACACCAUGCAUUGUGUGUGAAUGAGUAUGAUAUUGUGUUUGAGAGCAAGUUUUAACUAUGGCUCAUACUCACAUGCCCCAUAUGUUAAUUUAUUGUGGGUUAAAAGUCAUCACUCUGAAUAAUAACUUUGUGAAGUGCUAUUGUUAUUUAAGUUUUAGCCAAAUAUAGCUAAACAUAAUAUAUAAAAAAAUACUUGUUUCUGUGGUUAUUUCCAGCUCACACAGGAAGCACCUAGGGGGUGAUGAACAUGAAAGUGAAGUUGAACAUCUCCCAC
Molecule: messenger RNA, 1644 nt
Organism: Menidia menidia (Atlantic silverside)
Lineage: Eukaryota; Metazoa; Chordata; Actinopteri; Atheriniformes; Atherinopsidae
Source: the annotation of a GenBank genome assembly